UACUGACAAGUUUUGUAAUAUGUAAUGUUCAUUCGAAAGAGGAUAUAUAUGACUUGUUAUCAAGCAUAGGAUGUACGUCAUUCGGCAAUUUAUUACAGGGCACUGGAUAUAUGUACCGCCUCGGCGAUGACCAUUCAGGUCCAUACACAGUCUUUGCACCAAGUGAUGCAGCAAUUAAUAAUUUACCGCCAGAAAUUGUGAAAAUUUUUAAUUUUGGAAACUGGGAAUUGGCAUUUGACAUUGUGUCAUAUCACAUCACAAAAGACAUAUCUCUAUUGCCUUCACUACAAAAUAAUGGUCUUUAUGAUACGAUGUUAGAAAACAGUCAACUUCGAUUUAAUGUGUAUCCGAAGGGAAACUCAAAGGUUCACACUAUCUCUGGCGCAAAUAUAACGAGUCCAGAUAAUACUGCCACCAAUGGUGUUGUCCAUGUCAUUGACCGGAUGCUUUACAGAUUCCCCGAAGUUUACACGACUCAAUACGUACACGAACACCAAAAUCUUUCCAAGAUGUCACUAUUAAUUGAUAAAGGUGGUCUGCAUGAUCAACUGAAAGCACAGAACAUAACCAUGUUUGUUCCAAAUGACGAGGCGUUUGAUGCAGCUCCUAAUUUUAAUAUGACUAAUUUAUUAAUGAACGACACAGCUAUAGCUCAUUUUGUUUCGAGCUUGAUUGUCAACUCUGUCUAUUUCACUGCUGACCUAGUAAAUGGACAAGACUUGUUCACAUCUCAAGGCAGCAGAAUUAAAAUAAAUGUUAGUCCUGGAAAUAUAACAGUGAACGACAGUGGUAUUUCAAAGCCAGAUCUUAUCACAAAGAACGGAGUAGUGCAUGUCAUAAACAAACUAUUGUAGAAUGAAAUAAAUAUUCUGUGCAUCCUUUAAAACAUGA
Messenger RNA from Mytilus californianus (California mussel), 891 nucleotides. RefSeq names its product transforming growth factor-beta-induced protein ig-h3-like. The transcript has 6 exons. The record is from RefSeq and is a predicted model, not a curated record. NCBI's taxonomy places the organism in Eukaryota, Metazoa, Mollusca, Bivalvia, Mytilida, Mytilidae. Gene Ontology annotation, molecular function: cell adhesion molecule binding. Gene Ontology annotation, cellular component: extracellular matrix. Gene Ontology annotation, biological process: extracellular matrix organization; cell adhesion. The coding region runs from base 111 to 854 and encodes 247 amino acids.